Molecule: messenger RNA, 486 nt
Organism: Entrophospora sp. SA101
Lineage: Eukaryota; Fungi; Glomeromycota; Glomeromycetes; Entrophosporales; Entrophosporaceae
Source: the annotation of a GenBank genome assembly
AUGAAAGAUGUUGCAUUACUGAGUCUUUUGGUUAUUUUGGUUGUGGCGAUAAUUCCAAUUAUUGAUUAUCCUGAUAACAAAGAGAACCUACAUGAUAUAGUCAUCAUAAGGUAUUUACCAAUUUCACUUGAAACUGUCAGUUUUAGUUAUGGUGGGAAUAUAGUUUAUCCUUAUCAUGAAAAAAACCACAAAACUGGCCAAAGUAAUCUCAUAUUCAAUGUUUACAAUUACAAUGUUAUAUAUCUAAUAAUUGGAUUUUUUGGUUAUUUAACUUAUGGAAAUAAUGUCAAAUCACCAAUUUAUUUAAAUUUACCUGAUGGAAUAUUAAAUAAACAUUAUAAUAAUAUCAAUAACACUACAUUUUAUAUUGCAAUAUUGAUACCUUAUUUUGCUGAUGUUAUGUCAUUAUUAGGUGCAUUGGCUAAUGGCACAUUAUUGGUUGUUAUGCCAUUAUUGUUUAUGGUUGAGGUUUUUUUGAUGGAGUAA